UUCUCAUUUCAGGUCAUGACCAAGUUCGUCACCUGCCUGGGCAUGAGGCCGAGCUGGCAGUUCGGGGACGUGUACGGCCUGGACCCGGAGCUGCUCAGCAUGGUACCGAGACCCGUGUGUGCCGUCCUGCUGCUGUUCCCCGUCACGGAGAAGUACGAAGCCUUCAAGCAGGAGGAGGAGGAGAAACUGAAGGAGCAGCCGCAGCAGAUUUCCCCGGACGUUUACUUCGUCAGGCAAACCAUCGGCAACGCCUGCGGAACAAUAGGAUUAAUUCAUGCGGUGGCAAAUAACCAGGCUCAUCUGCAGUUCGAGCCGGAUUCUGCUCUCAAGAAGUUCCUGGAACAAACGUGUAAGAUGGCGCCGGAGGAGCGGGCCACGUUCCUGGAGAAGGAUGAGAGCAUCCGCGUGACGCACGAGUCCAGCGCGCAGGAGGGCCAGACCGAGGCGCCGAGCUUAGACGACAAAGUCAACCUGCACUUUAUAGCGUUUGUGAAUGUGGGAGGACAAUUAUACGAGCUGGACGGCCGGAAGCCGUUCCCCGUGGUCCACGGGAAAACAUCGGAGGAUUCCUUCCUGGAGGACGCUGUGGAGGUGUGUAAGGUGUUCAUGGCCCGAGACCCCCAGGAGGUUCGUUUCACCAUCAUCGCCCUCUCCAAAGACUCGUACUGAGGAAACCCCCCCGACACGAGAGACAUUACUGCCAAACAUUCUUAAGUGCUAAUUAUUUUAGAGAAUUCAAAACGCUACAUUAAAUAAUAAUAUUCGGGGAGGUUUCCAGGGAUGGAAGGAUCUUCUCAUCCUAACAGUUAGACGCUGCACCACCUCGGCUCUGCACUUUGGUUUGCUUUCCCCGCGUUCCGGCCCGGUUCGGGUGGAGGUUCGACUCCGCCGUCGUCAUUUAAUCCUUCAGCCACUCCAGCUUGUUGUAGAACCUUCUGAUUUCUCCGGGCGUUGCUCACCCUGAGCUGCAGAAACGUUCAGGGGCCUGGAACCGUCACCGGAGCUGGAGCUGGCUGAGCAGCAGCAGGAGCCGCCUGCGGUUUUGUAAGAAUUUGAAAUUGUGUUCAAUAAAGUUCAGGUUUAUUAAAGAC
Molecule: messenger RNA, 1091 nt
Organism: Cololabis saira (Pacific saury)
Lineage: Eukaryota; Metazoa; Chordata; Actinopteri; Beloniformes; Belonidae
Gene: uchl3
Product: ubiquitin carboxyl-terminal esterase L3 (ubiquitin thiolesterase)
Exons: 8
Coding region: 16-669 (217 amino acids)
Biological process (GO): protein deubiquitination; ubiquitin-dependent protein catabolic process
Cellular component (GO): cytoplasm
Molecular function (GO): cysteine-type deubiquitinase activity
Source: RefSeq, a predicted model, not a curated record